Molecule: messenger RNA, 1057 nt
Organism: Sorghum bicolor (sorghum)
Lineage: Eukaryota; Viridiplantae; Streptophyta; Magnoliopsida; Poales; Poaceae
Product: BAG family molecular chaperone regulator 1
Exons: 2
Coding region: 210-698 (162 amino acids)
Molecular function (GO): protein binding
Source: RefSeq, a predicted model, not a curated record
UUUUUGCUUCAACGAAGUAACGAACGCACGCUUCUAAAGCUUGUCCCGUCACCUGUGCACGCACUGCCUUCCUUUCCUCCCCCUAUAUACACACAGUGACCUCUCUUGAGUUGUUCCACGGCCGCACCACCAUUUCAGCGUGACUCACCGCUCCUCCUCGCUCUCCAUUGCUGCUGGAGCGAGCAGCUUCUUGGCCUAGUGUUGCCACAAUGAUCAAGCUGAGGUGCUCCAAGAAGCUGUUCAGGAGGAGCUCCUCCAACUCCAAGGGCAGCACCGCCGGCAGCAGCAGCAGCAGCGACGGCGGGGAUGCCGGCAGCGGUGGCCGUGGGGAGAUCGAGUGGGAGGUGAGGCCCGGAGGGAUGCUGGUGCAGAAGAGGGAGGGGAGGCCGGACGUGGAGGUGAUCACCGUCAGGGUGGCCACCGGCUUCUCCUGGCAUGACGUCUCCAUCGGGGCUACCUGCACUUUUGAGGAGCUGAAGGCGGUGCUGUCCAUGGUGACGGGGCUUGAGCCACGGGAGCAGAGGCUGCUGUUCAGGGGCAAGGAGAGGGAGGACGGCGACCACCUCCACAUGGUCGGGGUGAGGGACAGGGACAAGGUGCUCCUGCUCGAGGACCCUGCCCUCAAGGACAUGAAGCUCCGGGCCACGCUCGUGGCCCAGACCGCGCAGAGCCCAUACCGGCCUUUCAUCAAGGUGUAGGUUGGCCCGGCACGGCCUGUGGCGUCUGCCUCGCUAAGUGCUUCCUUAGUGCUUAUAGAGCUAAUCAAUCGCGCCAUCAGCUGGUCAGGCUUCUCUUAAUAACUGAUACUAAUAAGCUGAUUAGUUGCUGGUGGCUUAAUCAAGUAGGACUGUAGGAGUAUGUAUGGUGUGAUGUGAUUUAUUACCGCCCCUAAUCGCUGACCCACUGCCAUGAACAAGUGCUAUGUACCACUCUACUCUCCAUGUGCUAUGUACGCUCGUCAUAUUAAAUUUAUCCAAGGAUAGAACAAUGGUAAAAUAAUAAGUAGCAAGGAUAUAUGUGGUUUCUAUGAACUAAAGCAAGACUUAAGACUUCGGGG